UGUUGUUCGAAGAGGUGCGGCGGCGGCGCGACGGCGGCGCGACGGCGCACAGCGCGGCGGCGUGGCGGACCGCAUUACAGCGAGGCACGAGGCGCGAGAGACGCGCGGUGAACGUUCGGCUACCGACGUGACUGGCCGUGGACUUUCGGUUCUCGAGCGAGCGAGCGAGGCAGUUGGCCGUCAGUCCGCGAGACAGGACCGCGUGAUGCGAAUGUGUCGUCGUAGUCCUCGUUCGCGUAGGAAGUUCGAGACGCGCAACGGCGAGUGUCCCGAGUGAUUCGGUGAGACCGAGCGACUGAGAGGGAAGCCGAAAACGUCGAAAAUGUGGAGCCCGACGCACGUCCAGGUGACAGUUCAAAGGGCUAAGGACCUGCUGACUAAAGGAAAGCACAAGAGCAACGACUGCUUCGUGACGAUCGCGCUCGGCAAGGAAAAGUACCAGACAUCGGUGAAGGAGAAGGCCACCAAGGACGUGGAAUGGCACGAGGAAUGCGAGCUGCUGAUCCCGGAACAGGGGAACACCGCGGAGAUCGUCCUCACCGCUCUGCACCGCAACUUCCUGGGUGUCGACGAGUUCCUCGGCACCGUCAGCAUACCGCUCUCCAGCUUCGACGUGUACGAGAGACCUAGGAACAGAUGGUACGCCCUUAACAGUAAACCGGGCAAAGAAAAUACAAAGGAGAGAGGCGAGCUCGAAGUGAAGAUCGGUUUCAUCGUGAAAGCAGGAAGCUUGACCGACUUAAGUAAGAAAGAACGUCACAAAAGCUCCUUGGGACAAUUGUCCACUGCUGCGCAGUCGAUUGGUGGCAGUUUGCUCAGUAUCGGCAGCCUUGAAAAACGUAAGGGCCUCAAGAAGCUAGCCAAGUCGAUCGGAAAUAAAGUCAAAGGCAAGAGCAAAAAUCGGCUUGAUGGAAAUAAUCUGGAUGAGAAGGAGGAACGCGAGUUCAGAAUUACGCGGCAGGAACCGGGUGAGGCUGAUCCCGGAGUUAUUAGUGAAGACGAAGAUGAAUUCACGUUCGACGAUUUGUCCCACAAAAGCUCGGCUUCAUCGUUAAAUGCGCCUGUGCAUCCGGCUGUUAAUAAUGGCAAUGCAAAUAGCAUCUCGAAUGGUUCGCAGAGCAACGUCUUUAGCGAAGUGAACACACCAUCCGCGCCAAUCAAUGCAGCCCCAAGUAAACCACCGCGAUUUGUCAUGAGCGCGUCUACUACAAAUCUAUCAAAAGUCGACAAUUUAACGAAGGAUGACGAAUGGGGUUUGAAGCUCUAUGGCAAGCAGGCGAGCAGCGUGCCUAAAAGAUGGGAGAGCAAACCUAAGAUUGUGGUGGACGAGCUACAGGAUAAAUGUGAUGUAUCACCCAUUCGUUCGCCGUCACCAAUCACAUCGAGAUUGAAAGAUCUUCCGGAACCACCCAGUCCGGCACCAAGAGAAAUUCUUCAUCCGAGGAACAAAGAUGAGAAACUCGUUGCGAGCAAAGAAAAACUUUUCGCCAGUAAAGAGAAGCUCGUGAAGGAUGAUAAAUUAAAAGAUAAGAAGGAUGAUAAACAUGGCCCGUUAAGUCUCAAGGAAGAAAAACACGUGAAGAAAGAUAAGAAAAAGGACAAAGAUAACAAAUUCAAAGAUAUUAACGACGAGAAUCACUUGUCUUCCGAAAGAAUAAUCAUUGGCGGUGAGGACGCCGUUAAAAAUGCCGCAAAUUCUCGUUUACCACAUGAAGUUCUCAACCAAUUUGAGGGAAAAUCAAGAGAAGAUCUGAUAGAAUUGGCAUUGCAAUUGCAAACGCAAGUCACAGAAAAGAAUAAGAGACUCACAGAUCUGGAGGAUUAUAUCGAUGCGUUGCUGUUACGCGUGAUCGAAUGUUCUCCACGAUUACUUCAAAAUCCGUAUCAAAGGCGAUUAUCAUCUCCUGGCAAUCAGUAGAUCGUUAAUGUGCGAUGAUGAAGUUUUCCUAUCUCCACUUGGGAGUCACUCUGUUUUAAUUCCUUAGUGAUACUUUUAUCUAGACAUGACUGACAAGUGGCUAUUUGUUAUUAACAUCGCUCUAUAGUCUAAUUUAUUUUCUUUUGUAUAUGUUAAUUUGAAGAAAAAGUUAUAACGUUCUCGCAGUAGCGUUGCACGAAACCCCGUAUUUAUUUAUAAAUCCCGUGAGAAUAAUUAUAAGAAAAUGAUAAUAAAUAAAUAGGAAAUCAUUUACUAUCGGAGAUCGACUUAUCAAUAUGAACAAAGAAUAGAUAUGAAUGCCAAUGAAAAUGAUAUGCAUUUCACAUAAUUGCCCGUCUUCCCAGUAAAUAAAAUCGUCAAAAAUUUGUGUUCGUUCGCGAUUGAGAUUUCCGUCCAAUUGACGUUUGUAAGGAAACAUAAGCGAACACGACUGUAUCUCUUUUAUUACUAUCUACUAUAAGUUAUUUAUAUCUAAGAAUGCAUUAUAAUAAAAUAAGUAAAAGUCCUGAAGUAGCGAGAUAUUUUGUGAGAUGAAAUACAGGAAAAUACGUGCCUUUCGCCUUGUACAUGUAUGCACUCGCAUUAAAUCCAAUCAUGCCUUAUUAAUUAGGAUAGUUAUAUUUAAUUACAAACAUUAUUGAAUAAAA
Molecule: messenger RNA, 2586 nt
Organism: Pogonomyrmex barbatus (red harvester ant)
Lineage: Eukaryota; Metazoa; Arthropoda; Insecta; Hymenoptera; Formicidae
Gene: Rip11
Product: Rab11 interacting protein
Biological process (GO): regulated exocytosis
Cellular component (GO): intracellular membrane-bounded organelle
Molecular function (GO): small GTPase binding
Source: RefSeq, a predicted model, not a curated record